AUCGCCAACAUCACCAGCAUCACCGCCAGCAUCACCAGCAUCAUCGCCGCUGCAGAUGGACGUCGACAAGUGGUUUGUUCUCCUCGGCAUUCUUAUCGACUCGCCCGAGCUGCAGCACCCCGAGCUUCUUGGCAAGCUCCAGCUUCUCUCUCGCGACGCAUAUCGCAUGCUCAUCGACAACGAGUAUAUCUGGAAGCAGUGCUUCACCCGGUACAUGGCUCAGGUUGUGCCGCAUGCCAGUCUGGAGAGGUUGGUCCUGGUUGGCGCCUACCGAGCUCUGGCCCUUGGCCUGCAUUCGUUUCUGACCCGAGCAACCGAACAUCCAAGUCCGCACGAGCAAACGUACUGGGAGGCUGCGAAUGCGAAUCCAAGUCUCUUUUGGUGGACGGCCCAGGCCGCGAUGCGGUGCGAGCCGCUCUUCUUAUCCCGAUGGCAUCCAUUUGAGCUUGACUCUGUCGAGGAGAGCCGCACCAACGAGCAGCAGGGGCAGCAACGACGGGCCCUUCAUAAUCUCCGCAGCUCUCUCCAGUUCGAGAGGAACGAUUCACCAAACGCCCGCUGGCUUAUUAUCAGCGAUGCCGCCUUGUGCAGCUUGCCCGACAGCAUCGGCGGUUUCUGGCGGCUGGAGGGACUUGUGCUCCCCAACAAUCGGCUGACGAUGCUGCCGCCUCUCAUCGGGAAGCUGACGCUGCUUCGGCGGCUCGAUUUGCGACACAACAGACUCACCAGACUGCCCGAAUCGAUUGGCUUUCUCACGGAGCUGGAGCAGCUCUUUCUGCAAGACAACGAGCUUGUCGAGCUGCCUGACGCCAUCGGUAGCCUCAAGUCGCUCAAUCGGCUCUAUGCUCACCGCAACCGGCUCGAGACGGUGCCCAGCACCAUCGGAAACCUCCCAAAUCUGCAGCAGCUGAACCUGGCAAAGAACCGGCUCCGGUCGCUGCCUGGGACACUGGUGCUGCUCGAAAGUCUAUCGCAGCUCACGCUGUCACAUAACCAGCUUGAUGCGGUGCCUGACUGCGUGGGGAAGCUGCCAUUCCUGCAGCAACUGAAUAUGCUGCACAACCCGAUCAGGGCACUUCCAGAUAACUGGGACUCUGUUACGAGCAGACUCGACCAAGUCAAGAUCGACAAGCGACUGCUGAUUGACGACGAUCGAUCGGAUCACUGAAGGAGGAACAGAGCCCGGGCGAGUCGACCUGCUGCUGAACGCGAGCGACGACCAACAGGUUUCAUGAAGACAGAGCCGUGGCCGGGACACUCCGAGUUAUUCGUUAGGCAUUCCGUAUCGACCAUCGACCACCACCAAUCGACCAUCGACCACCACCAUCUAACCAACCAGCCGCCGGGUGGUGCCGGUCCCGUGCUCGGGCCAGCCCGGAGCUCAUGCCGGGCCGUGCGGCUUUGCUGCUCCCGGCGCCGA
Messenger RNA from Polychytrium aggregatum, 1420 nucleotides. RefSeq lists its product as uncharacterized. NCBI's taxonomy places the organism in Eukaryota, Fungi, Chytridiomycota, Chytridiomycetes, Polychytriales. The record is from RefSeq and is a predicted model, not a curated record. Bases 56 to 1168 code for a protein of 370 amino acids. The transcript has a single exon. Gene Ontology annotation, molecular function: protein binding.